Molecule: messenger RNA, 859 nt
Organism: Anoplopoma fimbria (sablefish)
Lineage: Eukaryota; Metazoa; Chordata; Actinopteri; Perciformes; Anoplopomatidae
Product: polyubiquitin-like
Exons: 2
Coding region: 121-594 (157 amino acids)
Biological process (GO): protein ubiquitination; modification-dependent protein catabolic process
Cellular component (GO): nucleus; cytoplasm
Molecular function (GO): protein tag activity; ubiquitin protein ligase binding
Source: RefSeq, a predicted model, not a curated record
GCUGAGGCAGACUGUAUAUAAACUGUGGUGAUCCGAAACCUCUGACAGCAGCUCGAGAAUCAUCUGACUUGAAGCUUUCCAGAGGAAUUUGCUAAAGUGAUCUCAAGGUGUCUUUUCAUCAUGGAUAUAACCAUUUCUAUGAUGGAUGGGACUGCCCACACACUGAGUGUGAACCCACAGGCCACAGUGGGCUCCCUGAAAUCCCUGAUCCAGCAGAAACUAGGAGUUCGCUCUGAGACGCAGAAGCUGGUCUAUGUAAACGGCAUGAACACUGUCCUCAGCGACGACUCGACACCCAUCAGCCACUACGGCUUGAACUCUGGAGCGAGGGUCUCCCUGCUGGUGACCCAGCCUGCGACCAUCCAGGUGUUCCUCAGAGACGAAAAGGGGAAGACGAGCACCUAUGACAUCAAACCUGACGAGACUGUGGGCAACUUCAAGAAGAGGGUCCAGUCCAGACAGGGGGUCCCUGUGGACCAGCAGAGGCUCAUCCACCAGAGCCGAGAGAUGACGGAGGCGGGGAGCAAACUCUCAGACUACGACGUCGUAUCGCACAGCACCAUCGACCUGAACCUCCGCCUGAGAGGAGGCUGAGGACACUUCUGCUUCAUCGGAGUUGAUUUUCUGAACAUUCCUUUAUUUUAUUGUAAUUAAUGAUAUAGCUUCAAAUUGUUCUUAUUUAUUUGUAUUUUCAUUUGGAAAAAUCAAUGCAUUCCUCUGUUUAGGCUUAUGUAUUCCAUAACAUCUUAAUAAAACUUGUUAAGGCUUAAUUCUUUAUUUGGUAUUUGAUCCACUCAACAUGUCAUUAUGUUAACUGUACACUGUUAAAAACAAAUAAAAAUAACUUUCCAAAUAUGAA